This is a messenger RNA of Plutella xylostella (diamondback moth), 4351 nucleotides long. RefSeq lists its product as uncharacterized. The record is from RefSeq and is a predicted model, not a curated record. Lineage: Eukaryota; Metazoa; Arthropoda; Insecta; Lepidoptera; Plutellidae. Gene Ontology annotation, biological process: double-strand break repair via homologous recombination; positive regulation of transcription by RNA polymerase II. Gene Ontology annotation, molecular function: ubiquitin-protein transferase activity. Gene Ontology annotation, cellular component: BRCA1-A complex; BRCA1-BARD1 complex.
UUGUUGAUGUUUGUUGAAAUUAUAUUUUAAUUUUCAUCACCAUUUACAAGUAAAUAAUUGUGUUUUAAGCUACUUAAUAGAAUAAUAUAACUAACGCAGUGAUUAGUGAUGUUAAUAUUUUAGAGCCAGUAUGCAACUGAAGGGAGUUAAUGUGAAUAACGCUACCAAAUUGAUAUCGCAACAUGUUGACUCAGUAACAUGCUUAGAAUGUUGCAAAUAUUUCAUCGCCCCUGAGAGGGCUACGUGCGGCCACACGCUGUGUCAUUCCUGUUGGAAGGGGCGUAGAGCCUGUCCAGCAUGUGCGGUGACCUUGGACAGAAGAUCACUGAAGCGAGAUGAACCCAUGAUCACAUUGACAGAGCACAUCAGAGAAUUAGUGAUGGCCUAUGAAAAGUUGUUUGAUAUUAAAUUGGAAGAAUUUGUCAUGGAGGUGCCAGUACCUAAAAAGGAUGACCCAAACAAGAAUGUCAAGGAAUGGCUGACCAGCUCUGAUAAUCAUUUCUCAGCUCCACCUUACUCUGGGUCUCAGCAGUCCACCCAAGAUAUUCUACCUCCUAUCACUCUUUCCACAAGUAAAGUACAAAUUCAUGCAGAAAGUAACAGAAGUUUAUCUCCUAAAAAGGUAGCUCAUGUCUUACAACCCCAAGAUGAUUGGGAUAAGAUUGAAGUGCUACCAGACACAGAAGUUAUUGAAGCUAACAAAAAUAAACAGAAUGUUGUUGGUCCAAUGGAUUUAGAGCCAUUUUAUUUCGACGAAAAUGAUUAUUCAAAUGAGCAUCCACGGAGAAGCUCAAGAAAAAAAGACAUUACUCUGAACAGUAAAGCAAAAUCAGAUAAACCUGCUGACAAUGAUAAACUUGGCUCACAUGACUCAAGUGGAGAAGCAGAAAAAAGGUUGGAUAAAGUGAAACAAAACUGGACAAAUGUAAAGAAAAUGAAGAAAGAAUUCAGCAAGUUAAAUAAGCUUAAUAAAAACAAACUAAAUGUGUCCAUUGAGAUGUGUAAGAAGACACAGAGUGCUGUAAGCAAGCAAAGUUCUGCUACUCCACCUACUGUCCAUGUUGAAGAAAUUGUUAUUGAUGACAAUACUCCAAAUAUUAUUGACAAUAACAAAGUAAUAGCUAACAAAGCUAAAUUUUUACCUACCAAAAUAGUUGAAGAAGUGCCUGGAACUGAAGAAGCAGAAGCAGUUAGUAGUCAACGAAUUUUAAACAAAAAUACUCAGAUACAUCAGUCAGUAAGAAAAGAUAGUUUUACAAAUAAUAAAAGUAAGGAUCGAAAUACAGAUGACAUUAUGAAUGUUGAUGAAGAAUGCAAUAAUGAAAUUAAUAGCAGUAGUAAGGUACAAAGUCGUGUAAAUAAUAAUAACGGACAAAGUAUUUUAGCGAUGGAGGAAAAAAAUAUCAAUAUAGCUAUGUCAGAAUGUGGAGAGUCUGUCAUAAAAAUACCUUUUAUUAAAAAGAGUCCAUUCCAAGUACCUAGCAGACCAGAACAAGUGACAACUACUAAUCAAAUCAUAAACAAUGUGAAUUCCUCCAACCCAGAUGAUAUUCAUAUCACCAUAAGAAUUGGGGAUGUGGUUACUAAUAUUACUAUAAAUAAGAAACAAAAUGAUGUUGAGCUAAAAGUGAACACGGACCGUGAGAUACAGACAUCCCUAGAACCUCAGCCUGUCAAAGAUGUCAAAGAAUUACCACAAGAAGUUAAAACUACUAGAGAACAGCAUGCACAAACUGAUACACAGAUAGUUCCUAAACCUGUGACACAAAAAUCCAUUACGCCUCUCAAAGCAGCACAAAUAUUGGAUAAAACUGUUUCAACAAAGAAAAACACAGCUUCAGCUGAAACAGCCACAGCUCAAUUUGAAAUAACAGAGAGUGUUGAAAAAGAAUUAUCCAACAUUAUGGAAUGUGAUGAAGAAGUAGAUGAUACUCAUAAUACUGAUGCUAAUACCAACAGUGAGAAAUCAAAAAAUAUAACUGUUGUAAAAGGAAUAACUCAGGUUCUUAAAACUAAUACUCAAGUUCUCAAAUCCAAUACCCAAGUUCUCAAAUCCAAUACUCAAAAUCUGAAAUCAAAUACACAAGUAUCUACUAAAUCUGUGAAAAAUGCUAAACCUCAAACUGAAGACGAACAUUUGCCAGAAGACAUUGAAUUUGAAGAUAUGGACAUAUUCAACAGCGGAUCUGUCAAAGAACCAAGUGUGCAUAUGUUAGGAAAAUCUAAGUACACUCCUUCUGAGAUCCUGCCAACCUACAAAACCAAUAAAACUAAAACACAAAAGAUUCCCGAGAAGAGAGACAGAGAUCUUGAUGAAAUUGUAGAGCAACCAAGCAAGAGACAGAAGGUUGAUACUCCACAUAAGAGUCAGCAAGAGGUAGCUAUGCAAGAACAUAAUAAAACAACUGACAGUCCAAACUAUGAUGAGCUAAUGGGUGAGGUAUUUGCCAAUAUUGAUGCUGAUAUCAUUGAAAUUAAAUCACAGAAGGAACAAAAAUCACAAAAGAAAAUAAAUAGUGAAAGCCAAGUUUCACAAACUAUCCUACAGAAGUCAAAUAGUAAAAAUAAAACUCCGAGCAUUAUCAACACCCAAAACAAUACUCUGGUAGAUAUCAACACACAGGACUUGGAUAACAUCGUCGUGCAGAAGGAAAGCGAAAAUAUGUUUUCUACAGUUGGGAACGCGCUCGAAAGGGGGAAUACCCAUGUCCCCGGUCCAGAAACCCAAUUAAACAUAGCUAACCUGCUGACGCCUGGCAUGUGUGAGGACCUGGCGUCGACAGAGGCUGCGCCGCUGGCACCAGGCUCGCAGCCGCCCGAGGUGGUGGUCCACUGCACGCCGGCCGAAGACGAUGACUCCGACAAGAGUGUCGUUGAGGAGACACCGCAGAAGAAUAUCUCAAACCCGACUUCAAAAGGCCGAAGUGACUCCAAUGGCAAUAAGUCAGCCAACACCUCAAAGAAACUCGGACUCUCCAAACCGGCCGUCAAAGUGGACGAGGAGAAGGUAGUGGCCGCGAUCACGCAGGGGAAAUCCCUAGACUCGCAAGACAUAGGCAGUAUCAUCAACUUAACUGACUCAGUAAUGGAUACCACUAAAAGGCAAAGUAAAGACACAACUGUUGCACCUAUCAGAAGCAAACAGACUUCUGAAACACCAUUGACGAUCAACAGAUUUGUGAACCAAAUUAAACAUAAUUCGACGCCCAUGGCGAGAAAGUCACUGAACUUCACCAAAAACGAAAAUGAUGCAGACGCGGAUGAAGACAUCACUCUGUGUCCAACAAACAACUCAAACAUUGCGAAAAAUACUCAGGAGAAGCAGUUUAUGUCUGAACAAUUUGAUAAUAUGCCUAAUUCACCAGUUAGAAGGCCUCUUGUUGCUAGAAAUAAUGUGGUUGAGGAGAAGAAUAAGAAGCUUGUGAUAGCCGGCUCGUGCUUGACCGCGACGGAACAGACGAAUCUAAAGAUUUUGUGUUUCAAACGUAAAUGGACGUUUGUAGACAAAUAUACGCCAGACUUGACCCAUUUAGUUGUGUCCGUUGACGAAGAGUUCAAGGCGCAGAGAUCAGUAAAAUACAUGUGCGCUCUAGCGGCGGGGAAAUGGAUCGUUGCGUACAAAUGGGUGGAGAAGUGCUUAGAAUCGAAUACUUUAUAUGAAGAGGAGCCAUUUGAAGCGCUAGACUCAACAGGCGACCCGGGGCCGCGGCGGUCUCGUCUCGCCACUCGUAAAGUGUUUGAAGGAAUCACUUUCUUCUGCAUGCCUCCGUUCAGCGUUCUCGAUAUUGAUACGUUGAAGAGCAUGUUGAUCGCGGCGGGCGGCACCAUAGCGGCGGCGGCGCACGAGGCGCGGGCGGGGGCGGCGGGGGGAGGGCCCGCGCUGCUUCUAGCCGAGCCGGAGAGCACGCAGGAGGACCGCUUCAUGUACAUGGCAAUGGAACUCAGCAUAGUCCCAGUGAACUACGAGUGGGCUCUCAACUGCCUCGGCAGCUACUGUCUGUGUCCGCUGCCGGAGCUGCUGCUGUGCCCCGCCUCGCUGCUGCCGCGCGCCGCCGCCGCCUGGCCGCGGGAGAUGAUGGACACUGGGGACAACGAGGAGUGAUGUACUGUGGAGAUGGUGUAGGCGGUACAAUGGCGAUAUUACAGCUUCGGAUAGUGUGAAAUUCAUGCAAAAAUUCAUAAAAAGUAAAAAUGGAAGGGCUUUUCCAUAAAAACAGCCAAUAAGCGUAAAUGCGCCACUAAAAGCAUCCUUGUAACUUUAAGCACACAUGGCGAUCGUAUACGCCCAGAUCUGGCACAGAUACAUGGAUAUUCUGGUCCUGUGUACCUACGAGCGUUGGUGUCGCGAGUG